CUGGCCGUGGCCCUGCCCCAGCCCCAGCCUCUGCCCCCUCCUCCUCCACCUCCUCCUCCUCCUCUCCGUCCCUCAGUGCCCCGGGUGUCAUUGGACUGGGGAGACGCCAGCCAACUUCUGGCUGCUCGGAAGAAGCUCGUGCAGUCACCUGGGUGCGAGAGCGUUGCUGCUGGGCUCUCCUGCUGCAGGGAGAGCGGCACUCGCUGGCCUGGAUGUGGUUCUCUGUGAGGGGGCUCCGCAGCGGGGGUGUCGUGGCGUAGGCGAGCGCUGCAACAGGUAGACGCGAAGAGACGGACCCCGGCCGAGGCAGCUAUGGAGACCAAAGGCUACCACAGUCUCCCGGAAGGUCUAGACAUGGACAGGCGGUGGGGUCAAGUGUCUCAGGCUGUGGAGCGUUCUUCCCUGGGACCCACAGAGAGGACUGAUGAGAAUAACUACAUGGAGAUUGUCAACGUAAGCUGUGUUUCCGGUGCUAUUCCAAACAACAGUACUCAAGGAAGCGGCAAAGAAAAACAUGAGCUACUCCCUUGCCUCCAGCAGGACAGCAACCGUUCUGGGCUUUUAACAUCUGAUAUUAAAACCGAGCUGGAAUCUAAGGAACUUUCUGCCACCGUGGCCGAGUCCAUGGGUUUGUACAUGGAUUCCGUGAGAGAGGCCGAUUUCUCCUACGAUCAGCAGCACCAAGGAGGCACGAGUCCAGCGAAGAUUAGCCAAAAUGUGGACCAGCUGGUGAAAUUUUACAAAGAAAAUGGCCAUCGACCUUCCACUCUCAGUGGUGUGGGCAGGCCCCUGCGAUCGUUCAUGUCUGACUCGGGGAGCUCUGUGAACGGGGGGGUCAUGCGUGCCAUUGUGAAGAGCCCUAUCGCUGGGCACGAGAAGAGCCCAUCCGUGUGCAGCCCGCUGAACUUGAGUUCUUCGGUCUGCAGCCCUGCUGGAAUCAACCCCGUGUCCUCCACCUCGGCCAGCUUUGGCAGCUUCACAGUGCACAGCCCCAUCACCCAGGGGACUCCUUUGACGUGCUCCCCUAGUGUCGAAAACCGAGGUUCCAGGUCACACAGCCCAGCACAUGCCAGCAACGUGGGCUCGCCUCUCUCAAGUCCAUUGAGUAGCAUGAAGUCCCCCAUCUCCAGCCCUCCGAGUCACUGCAGCGUAAAAUCUCCAGUCUCCAGUCCCAACAACAUCACUCUGCGAUCCUCCGUGUCCAGCCCCGCAAAUAUCAGCAACUCAAGGUGCUCAGUCUCCAGCCCUUCGAACACCAACAACAGAUCCACGCUGUCCAGCCCCACGGCCAGUACUGUGGGGUCCAUGUGUAGCCCUCUAAACAAUGCCUUCAGCUACGCCCCAUCAGGCACCCCUGCCGGGGCCGGGGCCGCCCGGGAUGUGGUUCCGAGUCCAGACACACACGAGAAAGGUGCUCCAGAGCUUCCUUUCCCUAAGACUGAGGAGGUGGAGAACGCCAUCUCCAACGGCAGCUCGGGCCAGCUUAACAUGGUCCAGUACAUAAAGCCAGAGCCUGAUGGCGCCUUUGGCGGCUCGUGUCUAGGAGGAAGCAGCAAGAUCAGCUCAGAUUCCCCGUUCUCAGUACCCAUAAAGCAAGAACCAACCAAGCAUUCGUGUUCAGGCACCUCCUUUAAAGGGAAUCCCCCAGUAAACCCAUUUCCAUUUAUGGAUGGCUCUUAUUUUUCCUUUAUGGAUGAUAAAGACUAUUAUUCUCUGUCAGGAAUUUUAGGACCACCGGUGCCGGGCUUUGAUGGGAAUUGUGAGGGCAGUGGGUUCCCCAUGGGGAUUAAACAAGAACCGGACGAUGGGAGCUAUUACCCCGAGGCCAGUAUCCCGUCCUCUGCCAUUGUGGGGGUGAAUUCAGGUGGACAGUCUUUUCACUACAGGAUCGGUGCUCAGGGCACCAUCUCGCUGUCACGAUCCGCUAGAGACCAGUCGUUCCAACACCUGAGUUCCUUCCCUCCUGUCAACACCUUAGUGGAAUCCUGGAAACCACAUGGUGACCUGUCAGCUCGACGAAGCGACGGAUAUCCCGUCCUUGAAUACAUUCCAGAAAACGUGUCAAGCUCUACUUUACGAAGUGUUUCUACUGGAUCCUCAAGACCUUCCAAAAUAUGUUUGGUGUGUGGGGAUGAGGCUUCAGGAUGUCAUUAUGGGGUGGUAACCUGUGGCAGCUGCAAGGUGUUCUUCAAAAGAGCAGUGGAAGGGCAACACAACUAUCUAUGUGCUGGAAGAAAUGAUUGCAUCAUUGAUAAAAUUCGACGGAAGAAUUGUCCUGCCUGCAGACUUCAGAAAUGUCUUCAAGCUGGAAUGAAUUUAGGAGCUCGGAAGUCAAAGAAGUUGGGAAAGUUGAAAGGGAUUCACGAGGAACAGACGCAGCCACAGCAGCCCCCGCCCCCCCCCCCCCCCCCCCAGAGCCCCGAGGAAGGCACCACAUAUAUUGCGCCCGCCAAGGAGCCCCCGGUGAACUCGGCGCUGGUGCCCCAGCUCUCAGCCAUCUCCCGCGCGCUCACGCCGUCCCCUGCCAUGAUCCUGGAAACCAUCGAGCCGGAGGUGGUGUAUGCAGGCUACGACAGCUCGAAACCAGACACUGCUGAGAAUCUGCUCUCCACGCUCAACCGCUUAGCGGGCAAACAGAUGAUUCAAGUCGUGAAGUGGGCAAAGGUACUUCCAGGAUUUAAAAACUUGCCUCUUGAGGACCAAAUUACCCUAAUCCAGUAUUCUUGGAUGUGUCUGUCAUCAUUUGCCUUGAGCUGGAGAUCGUACAAACAUACGAACAGCCAAUUUCUCUAUUUUGCGCCAGACCUCGUCUUUAAUGAAGAGAAGAUGCAUCAGUCUGCCAUGUAUGAGCUCUGCCAGGGGAUGCACCAGAUCAGCCUCCAGUUCGUCCGCCUGCAGCUCACCUUUGAGGAAUACACCAUCAUGAAGGUUCUGCUGCUGCUCAGCACAAUUCCAAAGGACGGCCUCAAGUGCCAGACUGCAUUUGAAGAGAUGAGGACAAAUUACAUCAAAGAACUGAGGAAGAUGGUGACCAAGUGUCCCAACAAUUCUGGGCAGAGCUGGCAGAGGUUCUACCAACUGACCAAGCUUCUGGACUCCAUGCAUGACCUGGUGAGUGACUUGCUGGAGUUUUGCUUCUACACCUUCCGAGAGUCCCAGGCGCUGAAGGUGGAGUUCCCCGCGAUGCUGGUGGAGAUCAUCAGCGACCAGCUGCCAAAGGUGGAGUCCGGGAACGCCAAGGCCCUGUACUUUCACCGGAAGUGACGCCAGUCAGCAAACCAGAAGAACUUUGCCUUAAGUUUCCCUGUGUUAUUCCACACCCGCGAAGGACCCAAGAAAUCAUAUUUUUAACAUGUGACGGUUGAUUCUCACCUGUUCAGCAGUUUCUCAAGUUUAAAAUCAUGUCAAGGGUUUGGAGCCGGGAAAGCAAUUUGACGUGGAUUUGGCGACACCCCAGCGGUCUAUGGACUCACCCCUCUCCAAUCCCAGCGCUUAGAAACUCGUUCCUGCUCCUCUGGAUGAAAAGCCAUAUCUAGUCAAUAACUCUGAUUUUGCUAUUUUAACAGAUGGAAGUUUUAACUAUGCCAUGUAGUUUCUGGUAUCGUUCGCUUGUUUUAAAAGGGUUCAAGGACUAACGAACUUUUUAAAGCUUACCCUUGGUUUGCACAUAAAACGUAUAGUCAAUAUGGGGCAUUAAUAUACUUUUGUUAUUUAAAAAAAAAAAACACAAAACAGAAAAAAAUAUAUCCAGAUACCUGUUGUGUAAUAACAGAGCACGCGGCGUGGACUAGCGUCUCCGAGGCUCCAGUGCCCACGACCCUCUGCAUCACUGGUAUAGACACCCCGUAGCGGCCAUUUAUUAUUUAAUUAGAAUGGAUAAAAGGUUGAAACAAUUGCCUUGGUUUCAAUUUCUAGUAUCUAUUGUGUUGGCUUUACCAAUAAUUUUUUGCAGUCUUUUUGCUGUGCUGUACAUUACUGUAUGUAUAAAUUGUGAAGGACCUGAAAUAAGGUAUAAGGAACUUUUGUAAAUGAGACAUACAAAAAAAAAAACUUUAAUGGUUAAUAGGAUGAAUGGGAAAGUAUUUUUGAAAGAAUUCUAUUUUGCUGGAGACUAUUUAAGUACUAUCUUUGUCUAAACAAACAAGGUAAAAAUUUUUUUUGUAAAGUGAAAUGUUCUGCAUGCAUCACGAACCGUUUACAGUGUAUUUAAGAAGGGAAAGCUGUGCCUUUUUUAGCUUCAUUAUCUAAUUUACCAUUUUACAGUCUCUGUUGUAAAUAACCACCCUGAAACCUCUGCGGUUGUCUUUAAGCCUUUCUACUUUUCUGUACCUUUGUGUUGUCCUGGGUCUCCCGCUGGAGGUGUGCAGGCGCCGUCACACAGCAGGCCAGGCUCUGCUUCAUCCUACUUCCAUCGGGGAGCAAGGGCCGGGGGGCCUCGCAGCGCCCCGAGGUGGCACGUGACAGAACGCAUGUGCAGGCAGCCCCUCGGGGUGCCGCCCCUUUUCCUUGUUCCUCAAGGGGCAGAAUCAACCUGAAGGGAGUGAGACUUGCAAAGCCCACAGCUCAGAGAACACAUCCUCAUCCCAUUUUAGAAAACAAUUUUCUCCUUGGAGAAACAAAAACCCAAUGCACGCUAGGUCUGUCUGAGGUGAGCAGGGCACGUCUGGGCGGGGAAGGGGCUUUGCACUCCUGGGACUGGACACACAGGCCCUGUGUCGCCCUGGGGACAGCCAGCCAGCGUGGAGACCACACAACUAGAGGGUUUUUAGAUUUUUCAAAGGUAGGUUUUAAAAACAUUUUAUACAUGAACAGUUUUGGGGGGGGAAACCCUGAAGAUCAUAUAAGCAAGACAGUGGCACUAAAAAUUUUUAAUUCAUCUGUUUGGCACGGAUGCAAUUUAUGGCUUUUCUCUUGCCCCAAAUCAUAAACCUGUGUGUCUUUGGGGAAACUUUAACAAUACAGUUGCACUAAAUAAAUGACUCUGAAUAGAGCCCAAAUUAAUCUUUGAAACGUGAUGAUAAUCAUCAGGUUCUCAGUGAAAUCAGAUUCUUUUCCAAACCUAAAAGCUGUACCUGGAGGAGUCCGAGGCAGGGAGAAGGCCGCGCUGGGAUCGAGACUUUCUCCAGGCUCACCACGCAGGCAACUCGACCUUGUCUCAAAAGCACCUGCCUUAUGCAAGGAGAAAGCACUCAGAGGGAGGAGUUUUUCUUACAUAAUUUGCAACUUCAGGAAUUUAAUUUAUAGGCCGAUCUUUCAAUGCAGUCAACUUACAUGCACAGCAUAGGAAAGCCACUUGGAAGGUGGUAGGCAGCAUGCAGACUGGGUGUUUCUAGAACAGAAACAGCUUACAAGAGCAACACUGCGCUCAGACUGACGACGUCACGAGGUCUGGAAUGGAGGCUGUCUGCAUCAGCUUUUUGUAUUAACAAAGUUACUGGCUCUUUGUGUGUCUCCGGGUAACUUUGCUUGAUUAAACAGCAAAGCCAUAUUCUAAAUUCACUGUUGAAUGCCUGUCCCGGUCCAAAUUGUCUGUCUGCUCUUAUUUUUGUACCAUAUUGCUCUUAAAAAUCUUGGUUUGGUACAAUUCAUAAUUCACCAAAACUUCAUAUAAUUAAAAAAAAACACUAAAUUAGUUUAAAAUGAAGCAAUUUAUAUCUUUAUGCAAAAACAUAUGUCUGUCUUUGCAAAGGACUGUAAGCAGAUUACAAUAAA
Molecule: messenger RNA, 5712 nt
Organism: Condylura cristata (star-nosed mole)
Lineage: Eukaryota; Metazoa; Chordata; Mammalia; Eulipotyphla; Talpidae
Gene: NR3C2
Product: nuclear receptor subfamily 3, group C, member 2
Exons: 9
Coding region: 313-3264 (983 amino acids)
Biological process (GO): regulation of DNA-templated transcription
Molecular function (GO): DNA-binding transcription factor activity; sequence-specific DNA binding; zinc ion binding
Source: RefSeq, a predicted model, not a curated record